GUGCCACUGUAAAUGCUAAAGACCACGUUUGGUUGACCCCGCUGCACAGAGCGGCCGCUUCCAGGAAUGAAAGGGCCGUUGGGCUGCUGCUGCGUCGCGGUGCCGAGGCGACGGCGCGAGAUAAGUUCUGGCAGACUCCGCUGCACGUGGCGGCCGCGAACCGCUCGACGCGCUGCGCUGAGGCGCUGCUCGCUACGCUCAGCAACCUCAACAUGGCCGACAGAUACGGGAGGACGCCGCUGCACCACGCCGCGCAGAGCGGGUUCAUGGAGAUGGUGAAGCUGCUGCUGAACAAAGGGGCCAACCUGAGCGCCAUCGAUAAGAAGGAGAGACAGCCCAUCCAUUGUGCUGCUUACUUGGGGCAUUCGGAGGUGGUGAAGCUGCUGGUGUCUCGCUCUGCAGAUAAGAGCUGUAAGGAUAAGCAGGGCUACACUCCUCUGCACGCUGCUGCUGCCAGCGGACACCUGGACAUCGUGAAGUACCUGCUUAGGAUGGGCACAGAGAUUGGUGCGGUGUCGGAUGUGUUUGGGGAGAGAGCUGCAGAGGGGGGUGGAGGAGGAGGCUCCGCCCCCCCGGGCCCGUCGCUCGGCCCCGUGAGGUGGAGACAGGAAGUGAGCGUCAGAGGAGCGAAGGCAGCAGGAAGGAGUGUGGUGGUGGAGCAGGUGGGCGAGAUCGACGAGCCGAACGGCUUCGGGAACACGGCGCUUCACGUGGCGUGCUACACGGGGCAGGAGGCGGUGGCCAACGAGCUGGUGAACCACGGGGCCAACGUGAACCAGCCCAACCGCUGCGGGUACACCCCCUUGCACCUGGCCGCCGUCUCCACCAACGGAGCGCUGUGUCUGGAGCUGCUGGUCAACAACGGGGCCGACGUCAACCAGCAGAGCAAAAAAGGGAAGAGCCCCCUGCACAUGGCGGCCAUUCACGGACGCUUCACACGCUCCCAGAUCCUCAUCCAGAACGGCGGGGAGAUCGACUGCGUGGAUAAGUACGGCAACACUCCUCUCCACGUUGCUGCUAAGUACGGCCAUGAGCUUCUGAUCAGCACUCUGAUGACCAACGGAGCAGACACGGCCAGACGUGGGAUCCAUGGAAUGUUCCCUUUGCACUUAGCGGUGCUCUACGGGUUUUCAGACUGCUGUCGCAAGUUACUCUCCUCAGGUCAGCUGUACAGUAUCGUUUCCUCCAUGAGUAAGGAGCACGUUCUCUCCGCUGGGUUUGACAUAAACACCCCCGAUAACUUUGGGAGGACCUGUCUACACGCUGCUGCCUCCGGAGGAAAUGUUGAAUGUCUGAACUUGCUCUUAAGCAGCGGGACCGACUUGAAUAAGAGGGACAUAAUGGGAAGGACCCCGUUGCACUAUGCGGCUGCUAACGGGAGGUACCAGUGCACCGUGACGCUGGUGAGCGCCGGAGCUGAGGUGAACGAGCCGGACCAGACGGGCUGCACCCCCCUGCACUACUCCGCCGCCUCGCAGGCCUUCAGCAGAGUUGAUCGGCAUUUUUCUGCAAACCAUCAGAACGAUGAGGACGAAGCCAAGGAGUCGUACUUCUGCUUGGAGCACCUCCUGGAUAACGGGGCGGAUCCGUCCAUGGUGAACUCUAAGGGUUACAGCGCCGUUCACUACGCAGCGUAUCACGGGAACAAGCAGAACCUGGAGCUGCUCCUGGAGAUGUCCUUCAACGCACUCGGAGACAUAGAGAGCAGUAUUCCAGUCAGUCCUCUGCAUCUCGCUGCUGAUAAGGGUCACUGGCAGGCGCUGCGUGUCCUCACGGAGACGGCAGCGUACGUGGACAUGCAGGACGCCGCCGGGCGCUCUGUCCUCUACCUGGCGGCGCAGAAAGGGUUCCCGCGCUGCGUGGAGGUGCUGCUGGCUCAGGGAGCGUCCUGUCUGCUCAACGACACACAACUCAUGUGGACGCCCAUCCACGUCGCAGCUUCUAACGGCCACUCAGACUGCCUGCGGAUGAUGAUCGAUUACGGGGAGGAGGGGGACCUCACCAACGUGGCGGACAAAUUUGGCCAGACCCCUCUGAUGCUCGCCGUCCUGGGGGGUCACACUGACUGCGUCCACUUCCUGUUGGAGAAAGGAGCUCUGCCCGACGCCAAGGACAAGAGGGGCAGCACGGCUCUGCACAGAGGG
Messenger RNA from Gymnodraco acuticeps, 2144 nucleotides. Its product is annotated as serine/threonine-protein phosphatase 6 regulatory ankyrin repeat subunit C-like. NCBI's taxonomy places the organism in Eukaryota, Metazoa, Chordata, Actinopteri, Perciformes, Bathydraconidae. Gene Ontology annotation, molecular function: protein binding. Gene Ontology annotation, cellular component: cytoplasm. The record is from RefSeq and is a predicted model, not a curated record.